AUGAAUUUGCUCAAGCUGAUUAGUAAGAACAAUAAAAAAAUGAAGAACGAUAAUAUGGGAUGUUCCAUAAUUUAUUAUGCGAGCUAUGUUAUAAUACUCCUAACGAUCGUGCUCUCGAAGUUUUUUGUGAUCCCGUUGAUGGCUCAAAUGUUUUUGUACACAUUUAUAACGAUCUAUAUCGGGAGCCAUGACAGUUUGAAGCAAUUAGAGCAAGUUGAGGACAGAAAUAAGAAGGCCGAUAAUAUUACAGCCUACGAUGCGAUUAUGUUCCCCAUUAUCGGCUCUGGAGCCUUAUUAACGCUGUAUUUUGCGUACAAGUUUUUAGACCCGUACUAUGUGAAUUUGCUUCUGACGGUUUACCUCACCCUAGCAGGAGUUUUCUCAUUACAAGGGGUUUGUGCCAACAUUUUGGAACCCGCUUUGCCGAAAUUUUUCAAAAAAGACGAAUAUGUUAAGACGUUUAAAUUGCCGGCAUUCAUUUCGAAGGAGCCCGUCAUUUUCAACACAAACAAGGGAGAAAUAAUCAGCUUCCUGUUUUGCUUCCUCAUCGGUGCGCGAUGGAUUUUUUAUAAAGACUUUAUCACCCACAAUGUGUUAGCCGUGUCCUUUUGUUUCCAAGCCAUAUCGCUAGUCAUCCUGAGCAACUUUUUAAUUGGAUUCCUGCUACUCUCCGGACUCUUCGUGUAUGACAUAUUCUGGGUUUUUGGAAACGACGUUAUGGUGACCGUUGCGAAGUCAUUCGAAGCACCCGUAAAACUCCUUUUCCCAGUAUCAAAAGACCCAAUACAUUACAGCAUGCUAGGGUUAGGGGACAUCAUCAUCCCCGGUAUUGUAAUAUCCCUGUGUCUACGUUUCGACUAUUACCUACACAGAAAUAAGAUAUACAAAGGGAAUUUCAAAAAAAUGUUUAACGACAUAUCAAUUCAUGAGGCCUUCAAGAAAUAUUAUUUCUUCACCAUUUCGGUUUGCUACCAAAUAGGGUUGGUAGUGACAUACUGUAUGCUCUUUUAUUUCGAGCAUGCACAACCUGCUUUGUUGUACCUCGUGCCUGCCUGUAUAUUGGCAAUAGUAGGGUGCUCUUUAUUCAAAGGGGAAUUUAAAAUAAUGCUCAAGUACCAGGAAGUUACGGAUAAGAGUAAUGUUCCCGAUGAUGGGAAGAAGAAAGUCGCUGAUAAGGACGAAAUGUACAAGAGUCAAGAAUCUAUCAUAUCUAAUGCGAAGAAGAGAAUUACGAAUAAGUAG
Molecule: messenger RNA, 1242 nt
Organism: Plasmodium inui San Antonio 1
Lineage: Eukaryota; Apicomplexa; Aconoidasida; Haemosporida; Plasmodiidae
Product: minor histocompatibility antigen H13
Exons: 9
Coding region: 1-1242 (413 amino acids)
Biological process (GO): membrane protein proteolysis
Cellular component (GO): lumenal side of endoplasmic reticulum membrane; cytoplasmic side of endoplasmic reticulum membrane; membrane
Molecular function (GO): aspartic endopeptidase activity, intramembrane cleaving
Source: RefSeq, a predicted model, not a curated record